This is a messenger RNA of Hypomesus transpacificus, 1868 nucleotides long. It is a transcript of the gene npffr1l3, whose product is annotated as neuropeptide FF receptor 1 like 3. The record is from RefSeq and is a predicted model, not a curated record. The transcript has 4 exons. Gene Ontology annotation, molecular function: neuropeptide receptor activity; peptide binding. Gene Ontology annotation, biological process: G protein-coupled receptor signaling pathway. NCBI's taxonomy places the organism in Eukaryota, Metazoa, Chordata, Actinopteri, Osmeriformes, Osmeridae. Gene Ontology annotation, cellular component: membrane. Bases 137 to 1546 code for a protein of 469 amino acids.
CUAACUGCUGGAUUUGUUUCAUAAGCGCGGGCAAAGUUUAAUAAAGUUUGACCGACCGUUGUUUCAGGCGAGCUUCUUUUCUCCUGAUUUAACUGUACAAAAAGAACAUCUAACCGAGCCACUAUCAGCAGAGUUCAUGAUGGAAGACCUGUGGCAACUGACCACUGUUUAUACGACCUCUGACCUCUACCCCGUGAACCUCACCGGCCUUAGUAAUCUGGAGAACUCCACAAGCUCCAGCUGGAUCCCCGGCAUCAAGUUCUCCCCUUACUACCAACACUCAGUAGCUGUGGCGAUCAUGUUCACCCUGGCCUACAUGUUUAUCUUCCUCCUGUGCAUGGUGGGAAACGGGCUGGUGUGUCUGAUGGUGGUGAAGAACCGCCACAUGCGGACCGUCACCAACAUCUUCAUCCUCAACCUGGCGAUCAGCGACCUGCUAGUGGGAAUUUUCUGCAUCCCAACCACGCUGGUGGACAACCUCAUCACAGGUUGGCCCUUCAGCAAUGCAGUUUGCAAGCUGAGUGGUCUGGUGCAGGGAAUAUCUGUAUGCGCAUCUGUCUUUACCCUGGUGGCCAUUGCCAUACACAGGUUCCGUUGUAUUGUUUACCCUGUCAAGCCCAAGCUAACACUGUUUGUUGCUAAGGCAACUAUAGGUUUAGUGUGGGCUUUGGCAUUGGUGAUAAUGGUGCCUUCAGUUGUUAUGCUGACGGCAGAGAGAGAAGAAGGCCACUUUGUCGUCUCCGUUGACAACCAGACCCUCCCUCUGUAUUCGUGCUACGAGACGUGGCCAGAUCCGGAGAUGAGGAAGGCCUACACCGUGGUGCUCUUCACUCACAUCUACCUGGUCCCUCUGGCCCUCAUCAUGAUCAUGUACAGCUGCAUCGGAGCCAAGCUCUACUCCACAGCCGUCAUGUCCAGCUUGGAGACUCCCGAUGGUGUGCGAGUAGGCAAGCCUCCCAUCUCACUGCGGAAAGUAAAGGUCAUUAAGAUGCUAAUAUUGGUGGCUCUGCUUUUCACGCUGUCUUGGCUUCCCCUGUGGACCCUCAUGCUGAUCACAGACUACGCCAGGCCCGAAGGAGCCCAGCUCGAACUCCUGACGGGCUACAUCUUUCCCUUCUCCCAUUGGCUGGCUUUCUCCAACUCCAGCGUCAAUCCCAUCAUCUACGGCUACUUUAAUGAGAAUUUCAAGAGGGGCUUCCAGGCGGCUUGUCGCCCUGGCUGCUGCUGCGACAUGGUCCCGCAGGAGCGCUCCGCCCGCCACAAUCUCCCCCGCAGCAAGACGCAGACUCAGACCCAGCGGGACACGGCCCAGAGCGCCAACCCCCUGAUCCUUGGCGUGAGGAACCGUAUCUACACGGGCAGCGACCCAACCGGCUGCGUGUGCCUGGAGAUGGAGCAGAAGAGAGAGGAGGGGAGCAUGGAGGCAGAGGGCUCGGGGGCGGAGGGCACCAAUGGUGGGCUGGCGAUGAAGAGGAGUCCCUGUGUUGACGAUGGAGAUCGGGUGUCUGCUGUGGGGGCCGUUGUGUGUCGAGCAUGGGAGCUCUGAGGACACGGGGGUGCGAGAGAUGGGAGACUAUGGGAUGCUCCGUCUCUUGAGUCCUCCUAGUGAGGGAUGAUUGUCUGGGACGGGGGCUGUUUCUGAGGAUGCUCCGAGUACCUCGGAGAAUACUUGGCUGAGAAUUGUGGCUUUCAAGUGUCCAAGCCUGAAGAUGUAUAAAUGAUGUAUGAAGGGAAUUUUGUUAUUUGUUUACGUAAAGCAGAACUUCCUAAAUUAAAUUCAGGGAGAUUAGAAAUUAAUGUAUUUGAUAAAUACAAGUAUGUUGAAUCCUCGACUUGACGACCAUAAUAUGGAUAUUUGCAUUAUAAAG